Messenger RNA from Lachancea nothofagi CBS 11611, 684 nucleotides. Lineage: Eukaryota; Fungi; Ascomycota; Saccharomycetes; Saccharomycetales; Saccharomycetaceae. The record is from the annotation of a GenBank genome assembly.
AUGAUUAUGAGACCUGCCAUGAGAUAUUUGCCUACCCGUCUCGCCAGUAGUGUGGGUGUGAGAAAUGCCACCCUGGCGAACUUUUCUAGGCCGGUCGUUGGCUUCAGAUAUUAUUCUGACGCCGCUAAAGACGCUGGCGCCGAGGCAUCGAAAACCGAGACUACUCAAGAAUCUCUAAGUGAAGACCAACUGAAAAUACAAGAGUUGGAAAAGAAAUUGGUAGCGAAGGACAAGGAAAGUGCCGAGUACAAAGACCGUCUGCUAAGAUCCGUUGCCGACUUUAGAAACUUGCAAGAAGUAACCAAGAAGGACGUCCAGAAGGCCAAAGACUAUUCCUUGCAGAAGUUCGCCAAGGACUUGCUGGACUCAGUCGACAACUUCGGCCACGCUUUGCAGGCUUUCAAGCCAGAAACCGUUGAGGCGUCAACCGAGAUUUCAGACCUUUACACCGGUGUCAAAAUGACCCGCGAUGUGUUUGAAAAAACCCUCAAGAAACAUGGCAUUGAGAAGCUUGACCCCAUGGGCGAAACUUUCGAUCCAAACAAGCACGAGGCCACCUUCGAGCUUCCUGACCCUCAAAAGGAACCUGGCACCGUCUUUCACGUCCAGCAAGUGGGCUUCACCUUGAACGAUAGAGUGAUCAGACCUGCUAAAGUCGGCAUUGUCAAGGAUCCUUCCAACUAG